GUCUGGCCGCCAUUACUUCACUUUUUAAUCAGUGUAGUUUAGUUUGGUGCGCCUUCUUCGUGAUAUCACGACCUCAAGCUUCAUGGCCUCGAACACCAUCCCAGCGACAGCAAUCACAAGUAAUUCAGGCUGCGAGCAAGAUUCAAAAGAGAGCACAAAAGAGGAGACACACCCCUUUGCAGAGCCUUGGGAGGAUAGUGAUUUAGUGCUUUUGGUGGAAGAUGAAAAAUUUCACGUCCAUCGACAGAUACUGAGCAUCCAUUCCCCGGUUUUUAAGGUCAUGCUAGGAACAAAGUUUAAGGAGGCAAUAGCCAAGGAGAUCCCCUUACCAGGAAAAAAGGCUAAUGAAGUUUUGGAUUUCCUGAAACAAAUGUACUUGAAAGAGAGUGAUGGAGUCACAUUGGACAAAGUUGAACAUCUCUUGAAGUUAGCUGACGAGUACCAGACAAAGUCAGUGUUCGAUGUUUGUGCGAAUCUCCUCAAAAAUAUAAUGGCGAGAUCUGAAGAGGAAGCGAUCAGGAUACUUUUCUUGGCAAACACUACCGACAUGGCAAGGCAGGACGACAGGUUGAAUAUCACUCGUAUAACAUGCUACGACUAUGUAAAAAACAUGGCACUCCAAAAAAUCAUGGAGAAAGAAGAUUUUAAAAAUUUAGAACAGAAUGUUAGAGAAAACGUUUUAGUUAAAAGAAUUGAAAAAUUAGAGGAGCUCGUCAAAAAAGUUCAUCCUAAGGUUAACGAAUUAGCGGAGUUUUGUGUGACGUUGUGCUUAGAAUCGUCAAAGCAUUGUAAGAAAAUAACUCGUUGCCCCGUACAUUAUAAUAGUGAAAAGAGAGCAGAAUGGCCGCUCUUGACAUGCACAGUUUGUGAAAAAAUGAUACGUCAGUUAGAUUCCUUAUCAAUGUCAUCAACCUCAAGUAGAUCAAAGCAGACAGGAGCCUUUCCUAUGGGGUAAUUUGGUACCAGCUUCAGUCCGCAGCCGGACUUCAUUUCCGUCAUUCAGGAUCUUCAACACACACACAAUCAUACUGCUCCGACGACGUCUUUUCCAACAUACGGCACUGGAGGUUUUAACUUUUCUUCAAGUCCAUUUAAGUAAUAAAUGUAUCGACAAGCAAUGUAAAAUGAUUUCGCGAAGUUUAUUUACUUCAGGAAAGCAGAAAACAGGGAUUAUCCCCUAAGUAUCUAGUAUAUAUUGAGCGCCCCAAGUUACCAAUGAAAAGACCCAAAAUUUGUAAGUAAAGCUAUUUGUAUAGUAAAUUAAAAGAGAGUGGCUUUACAGGGGAUUUUCAAAAGUUUUGAUCGCUAGGCUCUUUGAGAGAAUCGGAUUUAGCUGAAUGGAGACUGCCCUCCAUUAAAACGAUACAAUUAGUAGCUUUAGAAAUGAGUUUUAUCUGCAUGAGAAUAAAUGCAGAAACACCAUGGUUCUAAGCUAAGAAAAUGUGUCUGUGCAGUAACAACAUCAUUGCUAUCAAUAAAUAAAUAAAUUACUUACCCCUAAAUAACAAGUU
Messenger RNA from Stylophora pistillata, 1511 nucleotides. RefSeq names its product BTB and MATH domain-containing protein 38. Lineage: Eukaryota; Metazoa; Cnidaria; Anthozoa; Scleractinia; Pocilloporidae. Gene Ontology annotation, molecular function: protein binding. The record is from RefSeq and is a predicted model, not a curated record.